AUGUGCAUCGCCAUCAUAUCUACAGCCCACCCUAAGUAUCGGCUGAUAUUGCUCGACAACCGUGAUGAAUUUCUCAACAGGCCUACAUCGACAGCAUCGUUCUGGCCUUCCUUUCCGGACGUAUUUGGGUCAAGAGAUCUAUUGAGAUCGACGCAAGGCACAUGGCUAGGGGCAACGAGGUCGGGCAAAGUGGCAGUGCUUACAAACUAUAAAGAAGACUAUGUUGACCCCAAAGCCACGUCGCGUGGAGCUAUUAUAAAGAAGUUUCUAACCGAAGACGUGGGCAGCACCGACGAAUUUGUCAAGAACAUCGUCAACACGGGUGUCGCAAAAGACGCCGGUGGCUUCAGUCUGGUCUGUGGACAGCUAGGCGAGCAGCUUGCCGUCAUCUCCAACCGAGCAAAGGCAGGCGGCGAGGUGCCAUGGAUCGCAGGUGAUAUUGUGCAAACUGUGGGUCUCAGCAAUGCUGCCUUCACUGAUCGCACGUGGAAGAAGGUCCUCAUGGGCGAGGAAAUGACUGUCGAGGCAAUCAGGAAAAGCGUGGCCAAGAAAGAAACCGAGGACCAGCUUAUCAAGCGAUUGCUUACAAUACUGAGCCACGAUACCCUUCCUCGUGAUGGGGACCUGGCUGAAGGCGGGCUUGAUACCUAUAUUACAGAGCUGCGCAAUACCAUAUUCGUGCCACCGCUAGGAAGGAAGAGCAAAGCGAGCCUCGACGGAGACAAACUACGUUCGGCGAAUGAUCAGGAGAAGGUGAAAGUCGUGGAUGGGCAGUCCAAGUUCGACAUCAAACAGUUGGGAGUGGACGGCAUCUACGCAACCCAGAAACAGAGUGUGGUGUUGGUCGACCAUGACAUGAAUGUGCGCUUCUUUGAGAGGACGUUGUGGGAUCAUAAUUCAGAGAAGGUCGAGCUUGGAAAAGGAGAUGUCGAUGUGACGUUCAAGCUAGUACCUACCUAG
Cyphellophora europaea CBS 101466 is the source of this 960-nucleotide messenger RNA. RefSeq lists its product as uncharacterized. Gene Ontology annotation, biological process: protein secretion; Golgi organization. Gene Ontology annotation, cellular component: Golgi apparatus. The transcript has a single exon. Lineage: Eukaryota; Fungi; Ascomycota; Eurotiomycetes; Chaetothyriales; Cyphellophoraceae. The record is from RefSeq and is a predicted model, not a curated record. Bases 1 to 960 code for a protein of 319 amino acids.